CCCAGCACCCCCCCCAGCUCCCCAAAUUCCGCACGCCUGCCCGCUGCGUCUUUGUGUGUUUGUUGCAGUGCAAUUGCCGAUAGAACCUCUUUACGAGACUCCAUUCACUCAUCCCAGCGCCGGCCGCAUUCCAUUCAUUCCAUCUUUCCCGCAUAUACGAAAGAAUAAAAAGAAAAGGAAACGAAAAAGAAAACAACAGGCUCGCACCCAAGUCACCGAGUAACAUCUCGAACCCGAACAUUCAUCUCGCUCACUACCUAUAUAUCGGGCUUUCUGGGACUGCCUGAACUCGGACGGGGUUCUGCCAACCAAACACACUCGCUCUCCCUCACCACUCACCAGCACUCACUCACUCUCGCACUCCCUCACUCACUCACACAGUCAUGUCAGCCCGCCUGUUGGUAGGAGCCGUUCUUACGUCCGUGUGGGUUGCGAACGUCCUGGUUGCCGCCGCUGCUACAAGCGCACCAGUCGCCAGUGGAAACGCCACCAGUGCUGCGGCCGGCAGCGGAAACAGUACUAAGGCUGCGGCCAGCGGAGGCCAUGGAGCUCCCGAUGAGGACGAGAUUCGUGCUGAGUUGUUGAACUCGAACUUCAGCAAAUGGAUGGUCAUCGCUCUGGGAGCCUUUGCGUUCCUGCCGAUGCUGUACCGCGGCAUCUCGGUCAUAUAUGCCCAGAUCCGUCUGCUGGUCUCGCUCAACACCGAGAACCAACGGUACUUUGCCUCGCCCGGCGGCGAGCUCAUCCCGUGGCUGAAGAAGAACGUCUUCUACGCCCCGCUGCUCCGCGUCCGCCACAACCGCGAGUUCCAGCUCUCGACCGCCGUCAACGUUGGUACCCUCCCGACUAGGUUCCAAACUUUCUUCUUGGUGGGAUAUGUUGCCACCAACAUCAUCUUCUGCACGUACAAGCUCGACUAUUCCGACACGCAGACGAUGCUGAGCGAGCUCAAGAACCGCACCGGUGUGAUGUCGACCGUCAACAUGGUGCCGCUGUUCCUGCUGGCCGGGAGAAACAAUCCUUUGAUAGGACUGUUGGGAAUCUCAUUCGACUCGUUCAACUUGGUUCAUCGCUGGUUGGGAAGGAUCGUGGUGCUUGAGGCAUUGGCCCAUACUUUCGCUUGGAUGGUUGGAAAGGCCAUGACAGUUGGAUGGGAAGUGGUCAGGGUGUCCAUCACGACUAGCGCAUUCAUCAUGCCUGGCUUUGUGGCGACCGUUGCAUUUACUUUCCUCCUCCUGCACUCACCUUCGGCCAUCCGCCAUGCGUUCUACGAAACGUUCCUUGUCUUCCACAUUCUAGCCGCAGCCGUGGCCUGUGCCGGUCUUUACUACCAUCUCGCAUACAAGGAGUCUCUCCAGGUCUGGCUCAACUACCUCAAGGUCGCCAUGAUCUUGUGGGGCAUUGACCGCUUCCUGCGUCUGUACCGCCUGGUCAAAGUCAACGUAGGCCGGAAGAUCACGACCGCCCACGUCGAAGCCCUCCCCGGAGAUGCCGUCCGCGUGACCAUCCGCAUGACCCGCCCCUGGAAGUUCCGUCCAGGCCAGCACCUAUACCUCUACAUGCCCAAGGUUGGCCUCUGGACCAGCCACCCCUUCACCAUCUCCUGGAGCGACGACAAGCAGCGCGUCGCCUUCGACGACGAGAAGCUCUCGCUGCACCGCCAAGAUAUCUACCAAUCCGACAAGACCAUGUCGCUGAUCAUCCGGCGCCGCACGGGCUUCACCGACAAGCUGUUCAAGAAAGCCUUCGAGUCACCAGACAAAUCCUUCACGACGACAGCGUUCGCCGAGGGGCCAUACGGCAAGAUCGACACGCUGGGCUCAUACGGCACGGUGGUCCUCGUAGCCGGCGGAGUAGGAAUUACUCACCCGGUGCCGUACGUGCGCGAGCUCGUUGCGGGCUACGCCAACGGCGUGGUCGCAACCCGCCGCAUCACCCUCGUCUGGGUCAUCCAAACCCCAGAGCACCUCGAGUGGAUUCGCCCGUGGAUGACGGAGAUCCUCGCUAUGGAGAAGCGCAGAGACGUCCUUAAGAUCCUCCUCUUCGUCACUAGACCGAAGUCCACAAAGGAAAUCCAUAGCCCCUCCGCUACCGUGCAGAUGUUCCCCGGAAGACCCAACUUCGACACCCUCCUGAACAUGGAGAUCGAAGCGCAAAUGGGCUCGAUGGCGGUAACCGUGUGCGGCGGCGGCUCUCUCAGCGACGACGUGCGCCGCGCCGUCCGCAACAAGCAGAGCAUGGCGAAUGUUGAUUUCAUCGAGGAGGCAUUCUCGUGGUAGUCACUUCGCUUCACUUUGUCGUUCACUUCGUGGUGUAAUAAAGGGUUUCGUUUCUUGUAGUGGGGGCUUUUUAUUUUACUUUACUUGCUCGGCUCGGGCUUUGGCUUUUGGGAUGGAUUACGUACGGGCGUUUUUUGUGGCUUGUUUUUGAGGUGACGGUGGUGUGAAUGGGUGGAUGUGUAGAUUUUGGUUGGUUGCGAGCGUAUAUACUAUACCUGGUGCGAAGAAUGGGAUCACUCCUGGCUGUUGACGGUUGUUCUACGUGUUGAAGAG
Messenger RNA from Tricharina praecox, 2552 nucleotides. Its product is annotated as ferric reductase NAD binding domain-containing protein. Gene Ontology annotation, biological process: copper ion import; iron ion transport; intracellular iron ion homeostasis. Gene Ontology annotation, cellular component: plasma membrane. Lineage: Eukaryota; Fungi; Ascomycota; Pezizomycetes; Pezizales; Pyronemataceae. The transcript has 4 exons. The coding region runs from base 384 to 2279 and encodes 631 amino acids. The record is from RefSeq and is a predicted model, not a curated record. Gene Ontology annotation, molecular function: ferric-chelate reductase activity.